Pistacia vera is the source of this 1391-nucleotide messenger RNA. Its product is annotated as tetraspanin-6. The record is from RefSeq and is a predicted model, not a curated record. Bases 237 to 1085 code for a protein of 282 amino acids. Gene Ontology annotation, cellular component: plasmodesma; plasma membrane. Lineage: Eukaryota; Viridiplantae; Streptophyta; Magnoliopsida; Sapindales; Anacardiaceae. The transcript is spliced from 3 exons. Gene Ontology annotation, biological process: auxin-activated signaling pathway.
ACAUUUUGAAAAUUUGAAGCUUUCAGGAACUAAAAUAAAGAUAAAAAUUAAAGCAUGAAAUGUCACCCCAUUAAAGCACAAAAGCUGAAGAAGACACACCAUAACACGAAAAGAAGCCACCAGAAAAGAAAGAACAACAAGAGAGAUACAUAUAUAUAUAUAGAAAUAGCUAGAGAUAUGUAAACAACUUCAAAUUAUGCACUAGUUUCUACUACUACUACUACAACAAACUCAAUAUGUAUCGAUUUAGCAACACGGUUAUCGGUUUCUUGAAUCUUUUCACACUCUUAGCUUCGAUUCCGAUCAUCGGCGGCGGCCUAUGGAUGGCGAGGAGCAGCACGACCUGUGAAGGUUUCCUUCAAACUCCACUUCUAGUUGUAGGUUUCGUUGUUCUUGUGAUUUCUCUAGCUGGUUUCAUUGGUGCAUGUUUUCAUGUUGCAUGGGCGCUUUGGGUUUAUUUAGUGGUCAUGUUAUUUCUUAUCGCCACCUUAAUGGGUUUGACCAUUUUCGGAUUUGUGGUCACGAGCCAAGGCGGCGGAGUUCAAGUUCCCGGCAGGGUUUACAAAGAGUAUCACCUUCAAGAUUAUUCUCCAUGGUUAAGAAAAAGGAUCAAAGAUCCUGAUUAUUGGAGAGCUAUUAGAAGUUGCAUAUUGGGUUCAAAAACUUGCGCCAAACUUGCGUUUUGGACUCCUCUUGAUUAUCUUGAAAAAGACAUGUCUCCUAUACAGUCUGGUUGUUGCAAGCCGCCGACUUCAUGCACGUAUAAUACGGCAACAAUGGUGGCUCAAGAUCCGGAUUGUUACCAGUGGAACAAUGCUCCGACGAUGCUGUGCUACGAGUGUGAUUCGUGUAAAGCUGGAGUGCUUGAGGAUGUGAGAAGGGAUUGGCGGAAGCUCUCAGUUCUUAACAUUGUGAUGCUAGUGUUUUUGAUUGGGAUUUAUUCAAUUGGAUGUUGUGCUUUUCAAAAUACAAGAAGGGCGGAAACGGAUUACCCGUAUGGAGAAAACCGGAUGACCAAAGUCCGACCCAGAUGGGACUACUAUUGGUGGAGGUGGUGGAGAGACAGAAGAGAAGCACUUUAUUAAGCAAAAGAGUGAAAGGAAAAUGUUGAGAGAAGAGAAAAUUUCUGAAAGAGUGGUAGUGAUUUGGUGGUAUAAAGAUGGGACAAAUGAGAUGUUAAAUUUACAGAAGAUUUGAAGGUAGCUGAUUUCUCUUUUUACAGUAUUAAUUGACGGGUUUAUGCUUUUGUGUACAAAAAGAUAGCAUGGAUCACCAUACCUACCUGUAUCUUUCUUCUUUCACUUUACACUUGCUUUCUGACAUUAAUAGAGGUUUUUAUUUAUAUAAAGCUAUUUCAAGUUUAUCAUGUUGGCUACACAACAUGUGCUUCA